Messenger RNA from Trichobilharzia szidati, 660 nucleotides. Lineage: Eukaryota; Metazoa; Platyhelminthes; Trematoda; Strigeidida; Schistosomatidae. The record is from the annotation of a GenBank genome assembly.
AUGAGUCCAAAUUUUACUGUAAGCUGUGUGAUGAAGUAUGUCAUUUACACGUGUGUGAUGACUGUGGUGUCGUUGGUCAAUGCACUUAUCAUACAACAAUAUUUUAAGGAGAAGUUUGAAAACACUCACAUCAUAACACUGUGUUUAAUACUUGGUGUUGUCGCAGUAUUACUCUUGAUAUUUGUUAAGAAAAUCGGAAGCAUUUUCCCACUGAAUCAUGCACUCUUCUUGUUUGUCGUGUUAUCUUGGUCUUCAGGACUAGCUGCUACAUCAGAAUUACUUAAAUGGUCGAGUCUUUGGGCAUUUCUGAUUGCAAUAUUCCUAGCUGCGUUGUUGGUGUUGGUUGGAUACAAGUUAAAAAUGCUUAGUGACAUAGUAAAGAUGAUUAUUAUGCUUUGUGCAGCUGCCUUUAUCCUAGCGGCUUCCAUAUUAUCUAUGGUUAUAGUACAUAUGAAAGAGAAAGAUCAAGAACAUCUGAAAGAUGCCCCAUGUUUGCUUUUUAUAAUCGGUUUAUUAUUGGUGCUACUUCUAGUUGGACAGUAUUUAAAGCAAUGCAAAGUGAAACAGUUAAGCAGCAGCAUUUAUCCACUUUGGUUAGCUCUAAUAACUUGGUUCGCGUUGGUUCUACUUUAUAUGUCUAUACAUGUUAUGCUCAUAUAA